ACAUCCUCCAAUUUUAGCUUCACAUUUCAAAUGAACGGGUCAAAGGUCGUCUUCGUUGGAAACAUUCCAUACGAGCAGACUGAGGAGCAGUUAAUUGAAAUCUUUAGUGAAGUUGGCCCUGUAGUCAACUUUAGACUAGUGUUUGAACGCGAGACAGGGAAGCCUAGAGGUUAUGGAUUUUGUGAAUUUCAGGAUGAAAGGACAGCAGCAUCUGCAGUCAGGAACCUUAAUGGGAGAGAGAUUGGUAAUCGAUCACUGAAAGUAGACUAUGCAGAGACAGAUCCAGCGCGUAAUGGUGGACGUGAUCUUGAGGAGGGUUCAUUCAUCAGGAAUAUUGGACCCGGAGCUGGAGGACAUAUAGCUCCUCCACUACCCAUGCCGCCACAUCUUCAACAGCAACAGCAACAGCAACAGCAGCAACAACAACAGCAACCUCCAUCUUUGAUCCCUCCACAGGGUGCAGGACCCAGAUUAGAUCCACGGAUCGCUAUGAAUGCAAAUGCUACACCCCCACUUAACCGUCCACCUAUUCCACAACCGCCUAUGGCCGGAGGUCCUAUUCCACCUCCCAUGGUGCCACCUGUACCAAACUCAGCAGACGCAAUCUCUGCAGUAUUAGCGACUAUGACACCAAAGAAUGUUUUUGACUUGAUUUCAUCCAUGAAGGUUCUGGGAGCUACAGAGCCAGAAAGGGCCAAGGCUGUACUCAAUGCCAACCCACAAUUAUCCUAUGCGCUGUUUCAAGCGCUUCUCAUGAUGAACUUGGUAGAGCCCAGUUCGCUACAACGUAUGUUUCCGGCAGCACAAGGGCCUAAACCUCCUGUCCCGAAUGCGCCUACACCACAGCAACACCUUCCAAUCCCUCCACCGCGUAUGGGGAUGGCGCCUCCACCGCAGUUUGCACCACCACCAUUUGCUGGCAUGCCUCCAGGACCACAGCCCCCUCAACCUUCGCCCCAAACUCAACCUCAACUUCCACCUCAGCCUCAACUUCAACCUCAACAUCAACACCAACCUCAACCUCAACCUCAACCUCCAUCUCAGCCAAGUGUCCCCAUGGCACCUUCUCUUGAGCAACAGAAGGCCUUGGUCGCUCAAGUGCUGGCUUUGACACCUGCGGAUAUUGCAUCGCUGCCAGAGGAGCAACGUGCGAAUAUUAUUCAAUUGAGAGCACAGCUUAUGGGUGCCAACGUUUAG
Molecule: messenger RNA, 1197 nt
Organism: Lobosporangium transversale
Lineage: Eukaryota; Fungi; Mortierellomycota; Mortierellomycetes; Mortierellales; Mortierellaceae
Exons: 5
Coding region: 31-1197 (388 amino acids)
Biological process (GO): mRNA 3'-end processing
Cellular component (GO): mRNA cleavage and polyadenylation specificity factor complex
Molecular function (GO): mRNA binding
Source: RefSeq, a predicted model, not a curated record